GGCACCAAGUGUCUAAAUGCCAAGGUUAUACACAAACCGGAAAGGCGCGGGCUCGUGAGUCGGCGGUGGAAGGGGGGAUAGAUAGAUCGAAGAAUGUAUAUAUCUGAUUGUUGUUCGGAUAGGUAAUUGAGGGUGUUCUUUCGCAUUGGCUGUUUGUCAUCGUUGUCGUCGCUAAUUUCUAUUCAAUAUGUCGUCCGGCACGGAGUCUUAUAUCAUCGUUGGAGCUGGUAUCUUCGGCGUAUCGACAGCUUACCAUCUCAUCACAAAAUACCCCAACGCAUCAAUCACCCUCGUUGAUCGGGAUGCGUUUGACGCUGAGUCACGCGUAGCUGCUUCAUGGGACUGGAACAAGGUCGUGCGGGCAGACUAUGAUGACAUUGUCUACUGUGAGCUCGCUCUCGAGGCUCAAGAUAUCUUCAAAUCCGAUCCCUUAUGGAAGCCAUAUUUCCAUGAGACUGGUCUUUUGUGGACAUGUCGCGAUGACUAUGCCAAGGAGGUCAUUGAGAACUAUAAGCGUCUUGGGCGCAAAGCUGAUAUCAAGGCUGUAUCCAUCGAGGAGGCGAAGAAGUUGUAUGGCGGACUCCUCGACAACGCUGACUACACGGGGGUUAAGGAGGUGCUCGUGAACCCAACCGGUGGUUGGGGCGCUGCUGGAGAUUCUUUGCGCGCAAUUACUCGCAAGGCAAUGGACCUAGGUGUUAAGUAUGAGGUAGCUGAAGUUGCUACAUUGCUCCUCAGUAAAAGUGGAAAAUGUUCUGGCAUCCGGACAAAGGGCGGGAAGGACUUGACAGCAACACAUACCAUCAUCGCCGCUGGCGCUUUCACCCCAACGUUGCUAGAGUACAGUGCCGUCAGCAGUGGCCUGCCCAACAUCGCAGCCGGAUUCAGACUAGUUGCUGGUGGUAUCACGACUGGAAUGCACAAGUUAGAUGACAAGUCACAUGCGAUAUACGGUUCCAUGCCGGUGGCUUUUCAGGGGUACAAUCUUGAGUUAGGACCCUUCCUCGGUUCUCUGCCGCCCACCCCAGAUGGCAGGGAGAUGAAGUGGUGGGGACAGACAAUCUUCAAAAAUACCAGGGAAAUUUUGCCUGGUCACUUUGUCUCAUCUCCACCUCCAAAGCCUGACUACGCUCAGUGGGAGGUGUCUCCGAGACUCAAGGACGACAUCAAGCAUGCAAACUACGCAUUUUAUGGCAAGAAGACUGCGCAUUGGGAUUUAACAAAACAUCGCAUUUGCUGGGAUGCCUUCACCACAAGCGGAGACUUCAUCAUUUCUCCACACUCUGCUGCGAAGGGAUUAUACAUCGCAACUGGUGGCUCGUUCCACGGUUACAAAUUCUUCCCCGUGAUAGGGAAGUAUAUUGUUCAGAUGCUCGAGGGCCAACUGUCUCCCCAAUUGACAGAGAAGUGGGCUUGGGAUAGACAGCGCCCCUUCCCACCUACUUCUCCGGACUGGCCCAGGUUCGAAAUGAGGGAUUUGGUGGAUCCUGUUAGGACUUCUAAGUUGUAAAUAAU
Messenger RNA from Xylaria bambusicola, 1515 nucleotides. RefSeq names its product FAD dependent oxidoreductase. The record is from RefSeq and is a predicted model, not a curated record. Gene Ontology annotation, molecular function: sarcosine oxidase activity; flavin adenine dinucleotide binding; saccharopine oxidase activity. Bases 188 to 1510 code for a protein of 440 amino acids. NCBI's taxonomy places the organism in Eukaryota, Fungi, Ascomycota, Sordariomycetes, Xylariales, Xylariaceae. The transcript is spliced from 3 exons.